AUGAUUAUUUCUAAAAUCGAUGAAUGGAUUGAAGCUUUAAGAACUCCAUUUGGGUAUGAUCGGGAGACAGAAGAUCCAUAUUUUAGGAAUAUUAGAGAAGGAUUUCAGAAUGCUGAUAAAAUUAACAUUCCAAUCGCCGAACAAAAACACCCUGAUCACAUGUACACUUCAAAGCCGAUUAACACGCAAGAGAUUAUGAAUACGUUUUCAAAAAUGACCG
This is a messenger RNA of Dentiscutata erythropus, 220 nucleotides long. The record is from the annotation of a GenBank genome assembly. Lineage: Eukaryota; Fungi; Glomeromycota; Glomeromycetes; Diversisporales; Gigasporaceae.